AUGGCGACAAACGGGACCAUUGGCAUCGAUGACAGAAAGACAGAUGUGAAUGCAGCACCGGACCGUAUCAAAUUUGCAUACUGGGUGCCAAACGUUUCUGGUGGCUUGGUCAUCUCGAAGAUCCCUCAACACACGAACUGGGAUCUCGAGUCGAACGUGCGGUACGCUCAAACAGCCGAGAAUGUCGGUUUUGAAUAUGCGCUGUCUCAAAUCCGGUUCAUGGCCGGUUAUGGCGCCGAGUUCCAACACGAGCCGGUCUCCUUUUCGCAAGCCAUUCUCCACCAGACCAAGAAGAUCAAGCUUAUCGCGGCAUUGCUCCCUGGUCCAUGGAACCCCACCAUUGCAGCAAAGCAGAUCGCCAGCAUUGACAGUUACACGAAUGGCAGGGUUGCCGUCAACGUGGUCUCGGGCUGGUUCAAGCUCGAAUUCACCAGUAUCGGACAAUGGUGGCUUGAUCACUCGGAGAGAUACAGGCGGUCCAAGGAAUUUAUUCACUGCCUGAAGGGAAUCUGGACACAGGACAAGUUCAACUUCGCCGGUGACUUCUACCAGUUCCACGACUAUACCCUGCAGCCAAAGCCGUUGAAAUGGGAGGGAAGACCACACCCGGAGAUCUUCCAGGGCGGGAAUUCCGUGGACGCGCGAGAGAACGCGGCGACUGUGUCUGAUUAUUACUUCAUGAAUGGAAAUACGCUUGAAGGAUUCAUCGAACAGAUCGAGGACGUCAAGGACCGCGCUCGCCGCGAAGGCCGAGAAGACCAAGUGAAAUUCGCGGUCAAUGGCUUUGUCAUCGCGCGUGACACCGAGGAAGAAGCCGUCCGCGUGCUGCAGGAGAUUCAGGGCAAAGCUGACAAAGAAGCCGUCGAAGCAUUUGGGGAGCAAGUCAAGAACGCAGGGGCUUCGACGGCGAAUAAGACGGGCAUGUGGGCAAACAGCAAAUUCGAGGAUCUCGUGCAGUACAAUGAUGGGUUCAAGACAAAGUUGAUCGGCACGCCAGAGCAGAUUGCUGAUCGGAUCUUAUUACUCAAGAGCUUGGGUGUGAGUAUCCUUCUGACCGCCUUCUUGCACUACGAUGAGGAGAUUGAAAGAUUUGGGAAGGACGUUAUUCCACUGGUGAGAAAGCUGGAGGAGAAAGGUAGAGGCAAGGAUCGAGAAUAUGAGAUUAAGUUGACAGGAGACGUGUACAAGGCCAAACCAAAGGAUUGA
Messenger RNA from Cladophialophora carrionii CBS 160.54, 1206 nucleotides. RefSeq names its product dimethyl sulfone monooxygenase SfnG. Gene Ontology annotation, molecular function: alkanesulfonate monooxygenase activity. Gene Ontology annotation, biological process: alkanesulfonate catabolic process. The record is from RefSeq and is a predicted model, not a curated record. Lineage: Eukaryota; Fungi; Ascomycota; Eurotiomycetes; Chaetothyriales; Herpotrichiellaceae. The coding region runs from base 1 to 1206 and encodes 401 amino acids. The transcript has 3 exons.